Messenger RNA from Oncorhynchus mykiss (rainbow trout), 2965 nucleotides. The record is from RefSeq and is a predicted model, not a curated record. Lineage: Eukaryota; Metazoa; Chordata; Actinopteri; Salmoniformes; Salmonidae.
UGGAGCUGACAGAGGCAGAGCUGGUCCUCCACACCCAUCGCCGUGACGAUGUUAGGUGGCCUUACAUGUGCCUGCGUCGCUAUGGCUACGACUCCAACCUCUUCUCAUUCGAGAGCGGCCACCGCUGCAAGACGGGACCAGGAUGAGGACUGGUGGUGAGAGAGAGGGAGGGGUGGGGGUUGUGACAGGGGGGGUGGUUACUAUGGGUUCCGGUAAGUCACACUCCUUGUGUUCGCACCUCAUGCUGUGAUGAUGAAUGACAUAAUACUGUGAUUACCAGAAAUAUUAGUCAGAAAUAUAAUCAUUAUGGCAUCGUUGACUUAAGUAUGGAUUGGAUGUCCAUUUUAGUGAUUCUUUUUCUGUGGUUACAGUAUUGAUGCCUGUGUCUGACUCUGUGUGGUGUUGUGCUGUGAGAGGGAGUUUUUUUGUUUGUUUUGUUGCACAAGCAUAGCUGUGUGUUCUGUGUUUUCUCUUUGUGCAUUAUGCAGUGUUAGUUAGUUUGUCUCUAUUGUUAUGCUGUACUUAUGGUAGUUCAAAUAAAAUUUUAUUUGUCACACAUACACAUGGUUAGCAGAUGUUAAUGCGAGUGGAGCGAAAUGCUUGUGCUUCUAGUUCCGACAAUGCAGUAAUAACCAACGAGUAAUCUAACCUAACAAUUCCACAACUACUACCUAGUAAAGGGAUAAAGAAUGUGUUCCUUAUUGAUAUUUUGCUAUCUUUUCCUUGUCCUAUAUCUCUACCACUCUGUUGCCUUCCCCUACCUAGUCCAUUUAGAUCAGUGAUCACAAGGUAGACAAGGGCAUAGGUUGGAAGACCCGAUAUGUACAAACCUUUUGUAAACAUGAAGGUCUAAGCAGUGCUGAUAGUGGUUGUGCGUCUCAUUUGUCUGUAUUGCGGUCGUGCGCCCAUAUGUGAUUCCUGGGUUGUUUUUUGACUGCAAUUUCACUGUUUUGACUGUGUUUUAUUUGUUUCUUGUCUUUGCAUUUGUUUGUGUGUUUUUAGGGAUCUUUGCCUUCAAAUGUGUGCGGGCAGAGGAGAUCUUCAAUAUGCUGCAGGAGGUAAUGCACAGCCACAGCAUCAGUGUGGUGGAGGAGGCCGUGCUGGAGGCCAACCACCAGUCUGCUCUGGGCUACUCUGUCCCCACCGUGCCCAAUGGUGUCACCCGGAUCCCUUCGGUGGGCGACACCCCCUCGCACCCCUCCACGCGCCACCCGUCUGUGGCCAGCACCCGCCUGCCCUCGGUGGGAGAGGAGUCCUCACACCCCCUGCUAGUGGCUGAUGAUGCGAUCCACACCUAUGUGAACACCACAGGUCUGCUGGAUGACCAGCCUAGCCCUCUGACUGUUCCAGCCCCCCUGGACAGCCCCGACUCAGGCCAGUCCCAGUGUUCCCCUACACCCCCCCCUCCACGGGUAGCCAGACCAGAGCCUCUGCCCCCCAUGCCCCAGCUCCAGGAAGAGCCCCAGGUACUGCUCGAGCCCCUGGGGGUGCGCUUCGUGCUGGGACCCACCCCUGUGCAGAAGAAGAUGGCCAAGGGGAAGCAGUCUACUGGGGGUGGAGAUGGAGAGGAGGCAGAGGAGGACCCAGAGUCCCCAGAUCUCGGAGAGGGGGAGACAAACAGCCACACCGACACACACUGUGCCACAGAGGCCCCAGCCCUACUGGAGGGCCAGUCUCAGCCGCCCCACACACACUCCAACGGCACCUCUGUCGGGGUUACUGCCCCAAUAACAGCCCCCCGCCUCCAACGCACGCCCCCCGACACCCUGCAGAAUGUCAACAACUCAGCCCAGCGACGCACGGCCCUCUUGGACUAUGAGAACCUCCCGGCUCUGCCGCCCGUUUGGGAGACCCGCAAGCCCAGCAACGAGGAGGUGGAGAACAAUGGAGGCGGCCAGGGGGGGCUGAAGACGCCAUCCCUCAACGGCUACAACCACCACCACCACUCCUACUCCCACCCCCUGUCAGCCUACCCCUCUCUUUCGGCCAUGGAACCCUCCCACAACUACGUCAACACAGAGAAUGUGACGGCUCCUCUCAGCGCCCGCUGUGCCCCCGACAUGGUACGCCGCCGCACCGACGGACCCACCAUCUUCAACUUUGACUUCCGCCGGCCGUUGGGGCUGCUGUGUCAGGAGCCUCCCAAGACGCUCAACUACAUCGAGGUGGAGAUGGAAUCUACCACCACCUCUUCAUCCGCAGCUGCCAAGGGUGCCUCCUCAGACACCAGCAAUCCCCACACACCCCGCACCCCCACCUCGCCGCUGCCACCUACCACCCCCACGCGCCGCACCGAGCUCUACGCCUUCAUUGACAUCGAGCGCACCGCCGCCAUGUCAAGCCUGCAGAAGGCUCGGCCGCGCGACGACGGAACGUCGAGGAAAACGCGGCACAAUAGCACGGAGCUGCCCACCAAAAGCACUGUCUGACUGAACGGAUCCUCCUUGCACCUUUUUCUACUAUGAACCCCUUUAGAAAAAAAAUAUGAAAAAAAUGUGAAGGCAGUCUACACAGGGGACUUUCUUAAUAAACACAGGCCAUGGAGACAUUGGAAAUGUAUUCAAAGAGACUCCAGAAAUCGGUCUUAAAUGAGAUUUAAACAGACUUUCUGUUGUGUGUGGUUGGUUACCAAAGUAGGUACUUACUUGCGAUAUACCAAUUUAUUCCUAUGGUAAUAUAAUACCUCUUCUCCUUCACUCAUUCUUCAGUGCAUUUGGGUUGUUUAUUAUGUUAAUAAGACUGGACUGCAUUCCUCCUCACCCCCCCCCCCCCCCCCCCCCCCCUUUCUAUUGGUACAAAUCAGAAUUUUUGAACAAAGCAUUCCAUUUAGCCAUUUUGAAUGAUAUGAUUCACUACAUGCAUUGCUGCUGUAAUUUCAGUAUCUGAGGAUUACAUGGUACACUACAUGUUUCUGACUAUGUACAUUAGAUCCUGGCACAAUAAAUGUCUGUUCUGUUUUUAUGUA